Messenger RNA from Prorocentrum cordatum, 732 nucleotides. Lineage: Eukaryota; Dinophyceae; Prorocentrales; Prorocentraceae. The record is from the annotation of a GenBank genome assembly.
AUGAGGUCCCACUUCGGCUGGCAGGACCGCUUGGCCACGCUGUUCUGGUACCUCAACGACGUGCCCGAGGGUGGCCAGACCGUUUUCCCGCGGGCGGGCAGCGCCGUCUGCCCUGGCUUCGUGAGCAAUUGCCAGGGCGUGCGCUACGCGCCGCCCAGGGCCUGCAACGUGGGCCUCCAGGUGCAGCCCAAGAAGGGCUCGGUGAUCCUGUGGUACAACCACCACCCCAAUGGCAGGGGCGACCACAACGCCCUCCACGGGGGCUGCCCCCCUGCCGAGGGCCUCGAGAAGUGGUCUGGGAACAAGUGGAUCUACAUCAAGCCGAGGCGCGCCCCGCCAUCGCAGUGGAUGGACGACCACCCCGCGCUCCGGCGCUUCGGCUGGAACGAGAACGCGCUCCAGGAGCUUGCCAGGGGCAAGGAGGUCACAGACGAUCCGAAGGGAGCCUGCACCCUGUCUGUGACCAACGGGUACUCGAGCGCUGGCAGUCUGAAGCUCGCGUGGAUCGACCCCGUGACCGGGCGGGCGACCCACGUGGCGGAGGUCCCGGGGGGCGAAGAGCUUCAGGUGCAGUCCUGGCUCGGCCGCCACUUCGUCGUGACCCACGGCGAGGAGAAGUCCAGGCCCUUCGCCUGCGACAGGGCGAGCAGCAGCUUCCGCGUCGGCGCCGACCUCGUGGUCUCGCCCGUGUUGCCUGGCGCGGCCGACCCGCGCCAUCGGCAGGAGGUGUGA